Suncus etruscus (white-toothed pygmy shrew) is the source of this 1355-nucleotide messenger RNA. RefSeq names its product transmembrane protein 163 (gene TMEM163). Gene Ontology annotation, molecular function: zinc ion binding. Bases 75 to 944 code for a protein of 289 amino acids. The transcript has 8 exons. Gene Ontology annotation, cellular component: synaptic vesicle membrane. The record is from RefSeq and is a predicted model, not a curated record. Lineage: Eukaryota; Metazoa; Chordata; Mammalia; Eulipotyphla; Soricidae.
GCCCCUGCCGGCUCCAGCGCGGCGCCCGGCGCUCUUCGCUCUCGUUCGGCUCUCCGCGAUCCUUCGCCUUCGCCAUGGAGCCGGCCGCGGGCAGCGAACGCCGUAGAACCCCGGGCCCCGCCGUGCCACCGCCACCCCGCGGCCCCCCACCCUUGGCCGCCACACCCGGCCCCGGCCCCCUGGGCUCUCCCGCGCGGGAGCCACCGCAGUCCGAGGACGAGCGGCAGCUGCGGAUCAGCGAGAGCGGCCAGUUCAGCGACGGGCUGGAGGACCGAGGCUUACUAGAAAGCAGCACUCGACUAAAACCCCAUGAAGCCCAGAACUACAGAAAGAAGGCGUUGUGGGUCUCCUGGUUCUCCAUUAUUGUCACACUGGCCCUGGCUGUAGCUGCCUUUACUGUCUCCGUUAUGAGGUACAGCGCCUCUGCUUUUGGGUUUGCAUUUGAUGCCAUCCUCGAUGUCCUGUCAUCGGCAAUUGUGCUGUGGCGUUACAGCAACGCGGCUGCUGUACAUUCUGCCCAUAGGGAAUACAUAGCCUGUGUCAUCUUGGGGGUGAUAUUCCUUCUGUCAUCCAUAUGUAUAGUGGUCAAAGCCAUCCAUGACCUCUCAACAAGGCUGCUACCAGAAGUGGAUGAUUUCCUGUUCAGCGUCUCCAUUUUAAGUGGGAUCCUAUGCAGUGUUCUUGCUGUGUUAAAGUUCAUGCUGGGGAAGGUCCUGACCAGCAGAGCACUCAUAACAGAUGGAUUUAACUCCCUUGUGGGUGGUGUCAUGGGCUUCUCCAUUCUCCUGAGUGCAGAGGUAUUCAAGCAUAACACAGCAGUCUGGUACCUGGAUGGAAGCAUUGGUGUGCUCAUUGGCCUCACCAUAUUCGCCUACGGAGUCAAACUCCUCAUGGACAUGGUGCCCAGGGUGAGGCAGACACGUCACUAUGAGAUGUUCGAGUGAGCAGCCCAGCAUCGCAGAGAACCUGUCAUGAUGGCAGGAGGCUCCCACACUGGCAGAUGGUGCCAAUGUUUGAUGAACAUCAAGCUUUUUAUUUUAUUUUAUUUUUUUCCUUUGGGAAAGUUUAUGAUCCUGGGCAUAAGGUCUGCUUAGCAGGUGGGUCUGCAUUGCUCCCCUGAUCUCCCAUCAGACACAGAACAAUGCAUGGCAAAGAGACACACUUCCUGUCUUCAGGCGGAAAUGACAUCAUCUUUCUGGAGAUCAUGAGUUUCCAUUGGGGCAGAUGAGAGGCCUGCACUGCAGCUCACGGCUGAGAUAGAUGGACACUGACCAGACCCACCUCAUGGCAAAUAUAAGGAAAGGUGACCUUGUGUCCCUGGGGCCCCUUUUCCAUACUCAGAACCAUCAGUAUAU